Messenger RNA from Sinocyclocheilus anshuiensis, 2240 nucleotides. RefSeq lists its product as uncharacterized. The record is from RefSeq and is a predicted model, not a curated record. The transcript has 6 exons. The coding region runs from base 62 to 1738 and encodes 558 amino acids. NCBI's taxonomy places the organism in Eukaryota, Metazoa, Chordata, Actinopteri, Cypriniformes, Cyprinidae.
UUCCCCCAGAAUUGAAAUCGGAAAUUUUGAGCUACUCUUGGACACAAUCUACACUAAAAUCAUGUACCACAUUGUCAGUUUUGUUGACACUGAAGAAGUGGAGGUUGUGCCUGUAAUCUGGGUGAAGAGUGGUGUGUGUUUAUGGCCUCCAUACAAAGGUGAAAGAGUUCAGAGGGCAGCCAAGUGUUUGGAGCAACCCCAGGAGUCUUGGUCUGCAUAUAAAGUAAAAAUAAUGUAUACUACAAAUAAUUAUAGUGAAGCAUGCCGGAAGCUACCUCUUGCAGAACAGCAGACCGAUCUCCAGUUAGAGGCUGUGCCUGACUCCCUGAUGCCACCAAAAUGCAAAAUAAAACGAGACAGGUGUCUACUGGAUGAUUAUGACUGUGAUGAGGAGACUACCACACCCCUAAAAAACAAUUUACCACAAGCCCCUCAAAUACAGCCACUGUCCAAAAGGAUUUGUUCAGCUUCUAAUGAGCUACAACCAAGUCCUCUAGGACAAAGUCAAAAUCAAUCCCCGGGUGUGACACAGAUUGCAGAAACUUCACGACCAUCCUUGUUGGAGAUAAGUCCUGCCUCCGAGUGGCAUGAAAAUACUCUGCUGCCUCACCAGAUUUCCCAGCAGCCGUGGCAAACAAGAAGUUCUGACAGAGCAUCACAAGACAUCACAGAACCUAACAGUGAACUGACAUGGCCACAGGACACAACUGUACAGUCUCCCGAGCAGCCGGCACAGUCACCGUGGCAUCAUGAAACACCCAGACCCCAGAGAAAAAGCCUCUCGAGCUAUGACCCAUUCAUAACCUCACUUCUCCAUGACAUAUUAACUAAACAAGAAAUUCUUCUGGAGCAGCAGAGGAAGAUUAUGAGGAUGGUGCAAGAUCUCAAAGCAAACAAUGUUUCUGAGAUCACAGAGGCUAACCAUUUAAGUCCAAAACAAUGUCCAGUUGAAGAUUUGAGGUCAUUAACUUCCCUGGAAAGUCCGGAAACAAGACUAAAAGUGGAAACAUACAGUGAGAGCGGAGAAGAUGAAAUGGCAUACAAGGAUGAAGAAUCCUGUCCGGUACAAAUAGGAAAUCAACGGGCACCAAAGAUGGGCAAACCCUGUGGACCUACAUGUGGAAAGAAAUGUACAGAGAAGAUCCCGCAUGUUCAAAGAAAAGAAAUAUUUGACGCCUAUCAGGACAUGUCACACAGCGACAAAUGGGCUUUUGUAUUUCACUCAGUUACCCAAUCACUGAAAACACGUCUCACGACGGGAGGUCCCAGCAGACGCAACAAGACUUUUCAGUAUCAUCUAAAUAACAGCCUCGGGCGACCUCAAGAUGUUUGCAAAACCUUCUACCUAACCACACUGGGAUACCACCCAAAAAACGACAGAGUGAUUGUCAGCGUGACAGGCAACACAUCCGGUGCCGUUCCUCCUCCAGACCGCAGAGGGCGACACCCACCUGCCAAUAAAAUAGAUCUGUCGCCAAUUUACCAACACAUUGAAUCGUUCAAUCCAACUAUCAGUGACUAUAAAUGUGAACACGCUGAAAGCAGACGAUGUUUACCAAGCAAUGUAACUGUCAUGAUGAUGUACAAAGACUUUAAAGGCAAAAGUUCAACUGCGUGUUCAUAUGAAACCUAUAGGAAAGCCAUAAAAGACAUGAAUAUAGGUUUCAGGAAAUUGAGCACGGAAGAGUGCAAAGAGUGUCUGGAACGCGGUAUUCACAUUAAGACUGAGCAUCUCUAAAGCAAACUAGAAAAUAAACGCUGUGCCUGUUGUCACACUGUGCUAAAUUUAAAAUAAGAGCAUGAUUUCACUCGACUUUGUAUAUUAUUUCUGCGGCAAAAGUUUUGGCUACAUUUUACACCUCAGUGACCCAUACAGAUGUUUAUGGCCCCAAUAUACUUCAAACGAAGUUCUUCAUUUAGGGGCAAAAAGUUUGAAAAGGCUGAGCCGACGGUAUACUAUUUUUGAACGUUUCAACACCCUCGCGCUGCUGGAGGCGGGGUGUAGAUUAAUGUGAAUAUGUCGCGCCGCUCGUGCGUAUCCCCUAAACACAACAAUAAAUGCCUUCUCUGAAUCUUUAAAGUCCCUCCGCGAGCGAUCGUACAGGUGCAGAAACAUUUGUUCCAGCUCAGCUAUUCGAGCAAUGAUCAACGAUCGUAUACAACGAUCGAUCGGCUCGGCGCAGCACAGCGCAAACAACCAACACCUGGUUAUUUUAGGCAAUUAAGGCCAUGUCCACACG